UGCACCAUGUCUAGAUUCGUUUUUAGUCUUAUAACCCUCCUUCCACUUAUCUCACUUCUUGCGCUGCGCUCCUGUGCUGCAGCAUCGGGAGGACACAUGCUGGGCGCCGGGUCAUCCCUGUCCGUGGAAGACCACGAGCGGCCCUUCCUGGUGUCGCCGGACGCCACCUUCUCCUGCGGCUUCCUCCCGGCCGUCGACGUCGACAACGCCUUCUACUUCUCCCUCUGGUUCACCGCGGCCACGGACAGGACCGCCGUCUGGACGGCCAACCCCGGCGCCCCCGUGAACGGCCGGAUUUCCCGUGUAUCCUUCGGUGCCGACGGCAAGCUAGCCCUCGCCGACGCCAACGGGACGACUGUGUGGGACAGCAAGGCAGCCGGCAACAAGUACUUCACUGUCUCCCUCCUCGACACCGGUAAUCUUCGGGUCGUGGACCCGUCCACCGGCCGUGCCGUGUGGCAGAGCUUCGAGUGGCCGACGGACACCCUGCUGCCGUCGCAGGCGCUGACCAAGGACACGAAGCUCGUCGCCGGCUACUACGCCCUCUACUACGACAACGACAACGUGCUGCGGCUCCUGUACGACGGCCCGGAGAUCGCCAGCAUCUACUGGCCUAACCCGGGCAUAAGCCUAAGCGUGUUCGACAACGGCCGGACCAACUACAACAGCUCACGCAUCGGCGUCCUCGACGACACCGGUGUGUUCCUCUCCAGCGACAACCUGCGAGUCGAGGCCUCCGACCUGGGCGCCUCCGGCGUCAAGAGGCGGCUAACCAUCGAGCAGGACGGAAACGUGAGGAUGUACAGCCUCGACGCGGCCGGAGGAUGGACUGUCACGUGGGCUGCGGUCAAGCAGCCGUGCUCCGUCCGUGGGCUGUGUGGCAAGAACGCCGUCUGCGAGUACCAGCCGUUCCUCCGGUGCUCCUGCGCGCCGGGGUACGAGAUGGUGGACCGCCGGGACUGGAGGAAGGGCUGCAACCCGACCUUCAGCCUCCCCGCCACCAACUGCAGCACGUCGGAACAGCGGUUCACGUUCGUCAAGGUAGCGCACACUGACUUCUACGGCUACGACCUCGGGUUCAACCAGUCCGUCACGUUCCAAUACUGCAAGAGCAUCUGCUUGAGUAUGUGCUCCUGCGCCGCCUUCCAAUACAGGACGGAUGGCAAGGGCGGAUGCUAUCCCAAGGGCAUCCUGUUCAACGGUUACACGUCGCCCACACCCGAAGGGACCAUAUAUCUCAAGCUGCCUAGCGACCUCAACGCCCCGGCAACGCCGCCACCCGCGGUCCUCGACUGCGAUCAAAAUGCCGCCAUCGUCCCGCCAACAUACGCGGACACGUACGGGACACCAAGCAGCGGCCCAAAUUUGUCCUAUCUUUUUUGGUUCGCCGCGGUGCUAGGAUUUCUCGAGGCCCUCUUCAUCGCCACGGCGUGGUGGUUCCUGUCAGGCCAGGAGAGCAUGCCCAGUUCGCUGGUGGCCGGCUACCGGCUGGUCAUGGGGACCCAGUUCAGAAGGUUCACGUAUCGAGAGCUCAAGAAAGCGACCGGAAACUUCAACGAAGAGCUCGGUCGCGGCGGUUCCGGCGUGGUGUACCGCGGUGUGCUUGACAAGACCACCGUGCUGGCGGUGAAGGAGCUAACAAACGUGGUGCAGGGCGAGGAGGAGUUCUGGGCGGAGAUGGCGGUGUUUGGGAGGAUCAACCAUAUCAACUUGGUGAGGACCUGGGGGUUCUGCUCCGAGGGAAAGCACAAGCUGCUGGUGUACGAGUACGUGGAGAAUGGGUCGCUGGACAGGCACCUGUUCGGCGAGGACAUCGGCAAGGCACUGGCAUGGAGAGACCGGUUCAAGAUCGCACUGGGCGCGGCCAAGGGCCUAGCCUACCUCCACCACGAGUGCCUGGAGUGGGUCAUCCACUGUGACGUCAAGCCGGAGAACAUCCUGCUCACUCGAGACCUCGACCCAAAGAUCGCCGACUUCGGGCUGUCCAAGCUAUCCGGGAGGAAAGCCGUCGCCGACGGCAUGCAACUCUCCCAGAUGAGGGGGACGACAGGGUACAUGGCACCCGAGUGGGUGCUGGGGCUACCGAUCGACGCAAAGGUCGAUGUUUACAGCUAUGGCAUUGUGCUUCUGGAGAUCCUGAUGGGAAGCCGGAUAACUGAACAGACGACAGUGGACCGCGCCGAGCGGCUGCAGAUGAGCCAAAUUGUGCAGGCCCUGAAGCAGGUGGUGGCGAAUGGAGACGUCAUGUCGUUGAUGGAUAGCAGGCUGAACGGGCUGUUCAACCCUCAACAAGCCAUGGAAAUGUUGAAGAUCUCCUUAUCGUGCAUGGAGGAGAGGAGCAGCAGGCCGACCAUGGACGACAUUUUUAAAGCUCUUAUAGCAUGCGAUGACGAGGACGAACACCCUGCGUACUUGUCGUGACUUAGAUUUCUUGCUGUAUUAAUUCGUCAAAAGGUUUACCAAAAAUGUAGUGAGACGUUGAAUAUGGUCUUCUAGACGUGAAAAGUAUAAGAUUGCGGUUAGUUGUGCAUGCGAUUACAAUCGAUAUGUCGUUUGGUUUGCACCUGCCUAUGGCACCACUUGUUUUCUUUUUUUACUUUUCUCCGAGCAGAGACCAAUGGAGUAAGGCCUCCUUUGCUUUACAGGAAUUUUUAUAGAAAUCUAUCUAUCAAUGUUCCUAUAAUUACGACUACAAUACUUUAUUAAAAGAAAAAUAUGGUUAAAAAUAAAGAAAUAUGCUAGAAAAUCUCAUAAAAAUCAUAAAUAUCUAACUGUUAAUUUGGCAUCUCAUAAAACCACAACCAUUAGAUCUUGGAAUACCCCCUAUUCCAUCAAAGAAAACCUUAUCAUCAUCAAAUAGAAAAAAUAAAUCCCAAGAGCAGCUACAACCACGGACAGCAAAUCCGACCUCUCAAACACCCGCGGGCGCGUCCACGGGCAUUGAACGGUCACGCCUCAAAUUUCCCUCUCCACAUCCGUGGACCUUAUAUCCGGCAUCCUAUAUCCAUACUUCGCAUUUAAUGUGAGCUAUUACUUUACGUGAUCAAACAACGCACAACAAAAUCAACAUGAAAUGGACACCAAAUGCACAUAAACGAACUGUACAUCAUCCAAAAAAUCAUCGGAGUUCAUCACCAGACAAGUUCUUAACUUCAACAACUAAAAAACAAUAAUAAACAUAGGAGGGGCUUCUUCACCACUUCCUCGCCGGGCCU
Messenger RNA from Aegilops tauschii subsp. strangulata, 3215 nucleotides. RefSeq names its product putative receptor protein kinase ZmPK1. Gene Ontology annotation, molecular function: protein serine/threonine kinase activity; ATP binding. Gene Ontology annotation, biological process: protein phosphorylation; recognition of pollen. Lineage: Eukaryota; Viridiplantae; Streptophyta; Magnoliopsida; Poales; Poaceae. The record is from RefSeq and is a predicted model, not a curated record.